CGAAGAGGGGAGACGAUGUUCAUAAAGCCGCAGAAUGAUCAGGUGACGGUAAUAUUUCCUAUGCACUUCGCGGACGCGCGCGAUGCGGUGAUAGCGACGCAGUUCUUGACGCAGUUUGCAGAGGUGCGACGCGGACAAAAGGAACUGUCGACGGCGCCGGCGGUUUCGUAUCACAAGUCACCACCGUUGGAGUUAAAGGACGCUCCAGAGGAGAUGAUCGGUGGCGCGAACGGUGGUUAUGUGUCGUUUGUGUUGUUUAAACGUCACGCCACGCCCGAUCGCUUGGAGGCGACGGUGUGGAACAUUAUGACGUUUCACGCGUUUGUGAGCUACCACAUCAAAUAUUCCAAGGCGUACUGGCACAGUCGCAUGCGUCAAAAGGUGGAGUCAUGGCUGAGCAUCCUCAAGCGUGCGAAA
Ostreococcus lucimarinus CCE9901 is the source of this 417-nucleotide messenger RNA. RefSeq lists its product with no specific name. Gene Ontology annotation, cellular component: Arp2/3 protein complex; actin cytoskeleton. Lineage: Eukaryota; Viridiplantae; Chlorophyta; Mamiellophyceae; Mamiellales; Bathycoccaceae. Gene Ontology annotation, molecular function: actin filament binding; structural constituent of cytoskeleton. The annotation marks the transcript as partial. The record is from RefSeq and is a predicted model, not a curated record. The transcript has a single exon. Gene Ontology annotation, biological process: Arp2/3 complex-mediated actin nucleation; actin filament polymerization.